Labrus mixtus (cuckoo wrasse) is the source of this 1832-nucleotide messenger RNA. Its product is annotated as solute carrier family 22 member 13-like. The transcript has 10 exons. The coding region runs from base 56 to 1675 and encodes 539 amino acids. Gene Ontology annotation, cellular component: membrane. Gene Ontology annotation, biological process: transmembrane transport. NCBI's taxonomy places the organism in Eukaryota, Metazoa, Chordata, Actinopteri, Labriformes, Labridae. Gene Ontology annotation, molecular function: transmembrane transporter activity. The record is from RefSeq and is a predicted model, not a curated record.
UGUGUAAAGGUCAUUCUCAGGCAGCAUCUUGGACGUGAAGGACAGCUCCCUGAACAUGGCUGAUUUUGGAGAGAUUCUCCAAAACAUCGGAGAGUUUGGAUUAUUUCAAAAGAUCACACUAUUUGCUCUUUGCUUCCCAAAUAUGAUUCUGCCUUUUCAAUUUUCCAGUGUAUUUUUCAUCCAGUCAGAUCCAGAGCGACACUGUAACACAGACUGGAUCCUCAGUGCUGAUCCUGACCUGAGCACAGAGGAGCAGCUGAACCUGACUCUGCCCCGGAGGGAGGAUGGGACCUUCAGCAGGUGUAGGAUGUUCAAACCUGUGGACUGGAGCAUUAGUACCAUCAGGGAGCACGGACUAAAUGAGACCUCAAGGUGCCAGAAUGGAUGGGUGUACAGCAAAACGCUGUAUGAAGCCACCAUAGUCACUGAUUUUGAUCUAGUAUGUGACCAGGCCAAUUUGUUGGAAGUGGCACGGUCAGUGCUGAUGGCUGGCAUUCUUGUAGGUUGUCUCCUAUUUGGACCUUUUGCUGAAUCGUUUGGUCGUAAACGAGCAGCUCAGAUGCCUUUCUUUUUUUUGCUCAUCUUUACUGUAACAACUGGAUUAAGUCCCAACUUCUAUUUUUAUUUGGCAUCCCAGUUCAUGAUGGGAAUCGGCUAUGGAGGUUAUCGACUGAACGGCGUCAUAUUGGCCACUGAGUGGAUUGGGGUGUCCAGGAGAUCAUGGGGAACAUGUUUGACUCAGAUCUUUGGUGCCAUUGGACAGUGUCUCCUCGCUGGUAUGAUCUACUUCAUCAGAGACUGGAGACUGGCUCAACUUAUCACAGCAGCUCCACUUGCAGUUGUUGGUGUUUACAUAUGGUUUAUUCCAGAGUCAGCCAGGUGGUUAUUGGAAAGAGGAAGGUUAGAAGAGGCCAAACAACUGAUUACCAAAGUGGCAGCAAUAAACAAACGCCCUGUUUCAGAAUCUCUGCUGGAAAAGAUUGUUGAAAAAGAAAAUGACAAAAAAGGAGGCAUAAUAACUCUUAUGCAAUCAGCUGUGCUUAGGAAGUAUUUCUUUACACUAAUAUUGGGAUGGUUCGCAUUGAAUGUAACCUACUACUGCCUGUCAUUUAAUGUGGGAAAUUUUGGCUUGGAUAUCUUUGUGACACAACUCAUGUUUGGUCUGACUGAACUACCCGCUCAUAUACUUUGUAUCUGGCUGUUAGAGGCACUGGGGAGGAAAGUGUCUCUGAUGUCAACGCUUCUGAUUGGAGGAUUGUUGUGCUCAUUAAUCUUAGCUGUUCCUCAAGACAAUGCUGUUGCUAUAACCACAUUAGCAACUUCAGGACGUUUCUUCAUAAACUGGGCUGGAUCUGUAUGCAACGUGUACGUUCAGGAGCUGUUCCCGACAUCUUUUAGACAAACUGCCUCUGGUUUGGGCUCAACUGCGAGCAGAGCGGGGGGACUGCUGGCUCCUUUGCUGAACAUGUUGGCAGUUUACCACUGGUCCAUUCCCACUGUAGUGUUCAGCAGCCUUUCACUGAUCAGUGGAUUUCUCAGCAUCCUGCUCCCCGAGACACGAAGGAAAGAGCUCCCUGAUUCAACCGAUGAGGCCGAGGGCAACAGGAAACAGGUCACCAUGAAGAACAAAUAUGAAUCACACGACUCUUCACAAAGCAAAUCAACUAAACUGUAGUCUACUUAUAUCUACACUCACCUCCCUGUCUGUUCACUUUGGUCAGUUGUUGGGCUACUAGUGCCAUAUGGGCCUGACAUUUACUGCAGAUGUUCAAUGAUUUCUGAUAGUAAGUCUGAAUGUGUGUCUGAAUGAAUCAUCCUGAGUACUUCAUGAU